Penicillium salamii is the source of this 1539-nucleotide messenger RNA. The record is from the annotation of a GenBank genome assembly. Lineage: Eukaryota; Fungi; Ascomycota; Eurotiomycetes; Eurotiales; Aspergillaceae.
AUGACAGACUCAAAGAAUAUCAUCAGCGAUGCAGACUUGGGGGAGAAAGUUGACAUGACGCAUGAGGAAGUCGUGCACAUGGCACAGUUGACCGACGAGGAGAAAGUUAUUGAAAAAAAACUACGCAAGCGCAUCGACGCUUUGAUCAUGCCAUUGGCUAUCCUCGUCUAUUUGAUGAAUUAUAUUGAUCGCAACAACUAUGCUGCGGCAAAACUUCAGGGUCUGGAAGAGGAUCUCAACUUGGACGACACAAAAUACCAGACCGGUCUGUCCGUGCUGUUUGUGGGAUACAUUCUCAUGCAAGUGCCUUCCAAUAUGCUUCUCAACUAUAUGGGUCGACCAUCCUGGUACAUCGGCUUCUUCGUCUGCGCUUGGGGACUGGUGUCUGCAGUGACCAGCCAAGUUUCGACCUACGGAGGAAUUGUGGCAUGCAGAUUCAUCCUUGGUCUGGUCGAAGCACCUUUCUUCUGCGCUAUCCUAUUUUACCUGUCCAAGUGGUACACCAAGCAAGAGCUGGCUCUGCGCAUGAGUAUCUUCUACUCUGGUUCGCUCCUGUCGGGCGCUUUUGGAAACCUCAUCGCGGCAGGUAUUCUCAAUGGACUGAAGGGGCACCGCGGUCUCACUGCUUGGCAGUGGCUUUAUAUUAUCGAAGGUUCAAUUACUUGUGCCAUCGGUCUGGCGAUUUGCUUCAUUUUGCCCGACUUCCCUGAGACUUGGAAGCUUCUAUCCCCGGAGAUGCGACACGUAGCUCAACGACGUCUUGCCAUCGAGGCUGGUGAAGCUGAUGUGGAUGAGGACGGUGGCAAGAGCCAGCUGAAGGGUCUGAAGUUGGCGAUGACUGACAUUAAGACCUAUGCGUUCGCCAUCGCCUACAUGUGUAUUACAGGCGCGGCUGGUUUCCAGAACUUCUUCCCGUCGCUGGUGAAGAACAGCCUCGACUAUAACGAGACCAUCUCGCUCGUUCUCGUGGCGCCUCCGUAUCUUUUCAUGGUCAUUUAUUCUCUUUGCCAUUCCUUGAUGUCUGACAGGUUGGAGAAGCGAUUCUGGUUCUUCGUGUACCCGAUCCCCGUCACCAUUGUUGGAUUCAUCAUCUAUAUGACCACAACCUCUUUCGGGCCGAGAUACUUCUCGUUCUUCUUGAUGGUCUUUGUCUUCGCACAAAACGGAACUCUGUAUUCCUGGCUUGCCAGUUCAAUUCCCCGCCCGCCCGCCAAGCGUGCUGUCGCAUUUGCAUUCUUCAACUCUCUCGGUAACAGUGCCUCUAUCUGGACACCCUACACCUAUCUCGAGAAAGAGGCACACAAUGGUUAUCGCACCGCUAUGGCCGUCUGCAUUGCGCUUCAGGCAAUCGGAGGACUGAUGGCUGUGUUCUUGUAUUUCAAUCUGCGGAUGCUCAAUAAGCGCCAGGAGCGUUUGGAGAAUGAGGAAGUGCAGCUCAGUGAGAAGGACAUUCGCCGGUUGCAAGCCACCGCUGAUGUGGAAGGUAUCGACAUUGCUGCUGCUAGACGCUUGCAGAAGGGAUUCCGCUACACCUUGUAG